This is a messenger RNA of Cynara cardunculus var. scolymus (artichoke), 1947 nucleotides long. RefSeq lists its product as uncharacterized. The transcript is spliced from 2 exons. Gene Ontology annotation, molecular function: cyclase activity. Bases 245 to 1882 code for a protein of 545 amino acids. NCBI's taxonomy places the organism in Eukaryota, Viridiplantae, Streptophyta, Magnoliopsida, Asterales, Asteraceae. The record is from RefSeq and is a predicted model, not a curated record. Gene Ontology annotation, biological process: sesquiterpene biosynthetic process.
AACAAUGCCUUUGGACGAUGUCGUAUGGAUAACCCACCUGCCCAUUUGGACGUCUUUUCCCCGUGACAAACAAAGAAUCUUACAUAUUCCAAUUUUCUCUCUCGAUUUCAUCAUCGAGCACGAUGAACUCGAACUGAUCUUCUUCUACAGAUACAGGAUGAUUCUGAAUCAUGUUCCAGCCCUUGCAUCUAGAUGAACUUAGAGACUGAAGGGCAAAAUAUUGGGAGCAGUGUUAUACAAUAUAAUGUUGUCACCUGAAAAUGGUGGAGUCGAAGGCGAAAAUUCUAACGAAUAUGAAGUCAAACCUCCUCUUCCUCUAUAUAUCAAAAACUCUAACAUACCUCAUAGCAACGAGGAUGCUCAAGUUGACGGCGGGCAUAUUUCUCUGAGCAAACAAACAUCGACUUUCCUUCGAUUGGGUAGCUUAGAUUCCUCAUCUUUAAAUUUGCAGCGGAUUGCUAGUGAGAGGGAUAAGUUCUCACGCACUAUUCCAUCCAGAACAAGCCACACUUUUCGUGAACGCUUCUCUAGGAUCUUCUCUAGGAAACUUGAUAGGGAAUCCCUUCAGAAGACGGCUAAAGAAUGGAUAAGGAACCCGAUGAAUAUGGUUCUAUUGGCUUGGAUUAUAUGUGUUGCUAUCUCGGGUGCAAUUCUCUUCCUUGUCAUGACAGGAAUGUUAAAUCGCGCUCUUCCAAAAAAAUACCAAAGAGAGGCAUGGUUUGAAGUGAACAAUCAAAUCCUCAAUGCGCUAUUUACGCUCAUUUGUCUAUACCAUCACCCUCGCAGGCUCUAUCACCUUGUACUCCUUUUAAGAUGGAGAUCCGAAGAUGUUACCAAAUUGAGAAAAGUAUACUGCAAUGGUGGCACUUAUAAACCCCAUGAAUGGGCACAUAUGCUUGUGGUUGUCUUGCUGCUUAACCUCAACUGUUUUGCACAAUAUGCUUUGUGUGGUCUCAAUGUAGGAUUCAAUAGAUCACAAAGACCCGCAAUUGGGGUGGCAAUAACCAUUUCUAUAGCAAUCGCCGCCCCUGCCAUUGCUGGUGUUUACACCAUUGUUAGCCCUUUAGGGAAGGAUUAUGAUAUGGGUUCUGGUGAAGAAUCCCAGCUUGAAGAGGGUAAUGUCGAAUACAUAGGAUCAAGACAAGAAAGAGUGAAAUCAUUGGAAAAAAGAUUCUCAUUUUCAUCAAGAAACAAGACGAUAACUAGUGAAAAUAGUCCAAAAUGGAGCGGAGGUAUACUUGAUUUCUCGGAGGACAUUUCUAUCGCGUAUCUCUCCUUGUUUUGUGGGUUUUGUGUUUUCGGAUGGAACAUGGAAAGACUCGGGUUUGGAAACAUGUAUGUCCAUACGGCCACGUUUCUUCUAUUCUGUUUGGCGCCAUUUUGGAUUUUCAACAUGGCUGCCAUCAACAUUAAGAAUGAAACCAUAAGGGAGGCUUUGGGGACUACUGGACUCUUGCUGUGUGUAUUUGGUUUGCUUUAUGGUGGCUUUUGGAGGAUUCAAAUGAGAAAAAGAUUCAAUCUGCCACCAUCCAACUCCUGUUGUGGUAAACCUGCUGUUACUGAUUGUGCAUUGUGGCUUUUCUGCUGUUGGUGUGCUCUUGCUCAGGAGGUCCGAACUGGAAACUCUUACGAUAUUAUUGUAGACAAGUUUUACAAUAAACCCGAGGAUGAAUUGACCAAAAUGCCCUCUCGAGAAGAAUCCGGCCCGAGUUCUCCACCUUGUGAUAUCCCUUCAAUGACCCUUGGUCCUAGGAGGGUUUCAGAGGAUGAUGGGAGUUCCUUUGCGCAGCCACGGAUCGUAGAAAAAGAUUCAUCUUCAAGAGGUAAAGAUGCAACUCUAGAACCACCUUUUCAAUGCAUUAUACUUAGAGAAGAUAAUUAAGAACAUAUCUAAGCUUGAAAUGCAUUGUGAUUUAUAGGUUAACAAUUUAUAAUUUGAUAAAUAAA